CGGAAAUGUCAAGUGAAGUGAGACCUUGACGCAUGACGUGGCUGGACUUCAUUGGCGGAAAAGCGCCGGGAAAGGUGAAGUAAUCCGGAAUCUAUAAAUAAGAAGGUUCGGGUGAAAAAUUAUCAGCAUCAGGGCAAAACUGUGGAAAAGGAAAGCCGGAAAAGUAUUUUGGCUUGGCUGGCUGAUUGAGAGAGCGAGAGAGAGAAAUGGUGUCGUGCUUCGCUUGUUUCGGCGGAGGCAACAAGCGGCAGAGCCGGGAGGAAGAGGAGCGAUUGUCGUUGGAGGCUCGCGCAAAAGCCGCCGAAGCGGCCCAGAUAAGGUAAUUUCAUCUUUACUUGCCGUCUCCGGCUCCGAUGGCUUCCAUCGGAUAAUCCGUUGGAUUUUUUAAUGUUUCGCCGAGACUUGAGAUAGUAUGAUUUCUGAGUGUAGCCGGAGAAUUGGGAGGUUGCGAGGAAUUAGUCAAGCAGAGUGGUUUGAAUUUGUGAAAGGAUCAUUCAUCUAUUGGUUGAUUCUGCGCCAUUUUACGAUCCUAGCGAUUGAAUUGAACGAAUUUGGCUGAAUGAAACCGUGGAUUGAUCAUUAGAAUUGUCCGGGCGUUCUAAUGAUUUGAGUAUCCUUAUGCCAAGCAUUGCGUCUUUCAUGGCACAGAUGCAAAGUUUAACUGUCUAUUUUUAAGGUUUUACAUCUCAGGGGAGGUUGAUGGACAAAGCCACUUUUACUACUCUCAAGGUUUCAGCUUGUUAUAGAGCAAUGGGGUGGUAGAGAUGGUGUUCAAAUGUUUUUAGAUGACGGUAACCCAUUUGCAGGCAAGAGCAAUUCGAAAAAUCCGCUGCUGGAAGGGCUGCAAGGGCACAGUUACAGGCAAUGGCAAAGCAAUCUGCAAACCAGAACAAAGGCGAACCGGUGCUCAAGUGGCAAAUGGGUUGACUAUAAGCUUUAUCAUACCUCACCAGCUACAGCUUGUGAUUGCUCGUGAUUGCAUUCCAGUGGCUCUUCCUCCCGUUUUAGAUGGCUGGCUGUACAUAUCUUUGGGUAUUCGUAUAUGUAUCAGUAUGAGCUCUCUAGUGGCUUGCGUUUGUUCAUGUUGAAUGAAUAUGGAAAUACAGAAAGCACUAUUAAUUGGGAGGUCUGAAAAAUAUACGCAACGUAACGUUCACGCUUCUCUCUCUUUUCAAUGCUUAUAUAUUUCGUUAACGAACUGCAGUGAACAAUAGAACAAGUGGCUUGUUGCAUGGUAAUCUGGAUUCUAAGCGUCUGUAGUUUUCCUAUGACAACUUUGGUUACCGUUGCUAUCUUGCAGGAAACUGGUCUAUUUGCUCCCCUCUUAUUAUAUAUCACUCACUUACAGAGAAACUACUCUGCUAGGCGAACAAAUGCACGAUAACCCGACACUCAUCCAUAUUUAAUGCUAAAAUUAAUGCCACGUUCACUUGCCAUUUCGUUUCCUGUUUUUUGUUGUGGCAAUUGAAAUUUGGAAACACAAAUGAAAAAACUUGUUCAUUUGUCAUUUUGUUUUCAUAUUUUGUUUUCAUAUGUAAAAACAAUGGGG
Messenger RNA from Linum tenue, 1549 nucleotides. The record is from the annotation of a GenBank genome assembly. NCBI's taxonomy places the organism in Eukaryota, Viridiplantae, Streptophyta, Magnoliopsida, Malpighiales, Linaceae.